GUUUGAGAGACGUACACUUGCAGGAAGUUAGUCGCAUGCAGCGCGUUUGCUUGUGUAGAUUCGUAAGCAGCAAUCCGACGGCAGUUACGCUCAUGCUGAAAUAAAAAUAAAGCCGUUGUUAUGGCCACCACGGAGAAAGAAACCCCCGCUAAAAAGGCUGCUGCGCCGUCUGUAUCCCAGAUAAAUGCGGAAUAUGUCACGCAGUUGGCUAACAAAUAUUGGGCACCUCAUGCAAAGAAUAAACUACCCUUUGACCCUAAGGUGAUGAAAGAUAUUUAUGAGAAUGAGAUUCUCAACUCCAAAUUCGCCAUUAGGAAAAUUAUGCUGCUUGAAUUCAGCCAGUACCUUGAAAACUACCUGUGGGUGAACUACACUCCAGAGGUGUCCAGCAAUGCCUACAUCAUGUCCAUUUGUUGCAUUGUCAAUGAGAAGUUCAGAGAAAAUGUUCCAGCCUGGGAGGUAUUCAAGAAGGAGCCCAACCAUUUUCCAUUUUUCUUCAAAUGUGUGAUGGAAGCUGUGUUGGCAGAUGAGCAGGUUGGCCUUACUCUGAAGGAACAAACUGUGCUCCUGGUCUUCUUGGACCACUGCUUCAACAGUCUGGAGGUAGAUUUGAUCAGAGAGCAGGUGCAGCAGCUCAUCUCUCUGCCAAUGUGGAUGUGCCUCUUACCAUCCAGACUCCAACAUGAACUGAAGAAAGUUCCCAAACUGCAGAAGUUCUGGAAUCUAAUCAAAAAGAAAUUUGAUAAGAUGGAUGCUGACGCAGCUGAGCAGGCAAAGAAGGAGAGGACCUUCCUCUCAGCUCUUAUUAAAAAGUUUCAUGCAGUUCUUGCAUCAAUUCCACCAACAGGGCCUGUGUCCAUGGACCAAGUGCAUUACUCCGAGAGAUUCAUUGAACUCAUGAUUGAUUUGGAGGCACUGCUGCCCACCAGGCGUUGGUUCAAUACAGUGCUGGAUGAUUCUCAUUUGGUGGUCAGAUGUCACCUCUCCGGCCUCACCAAGAGAGAGAAGGAGGGACACCUCUUCUGUCAGUUGCUGGACAUGCUGAAGUUCUAUACUGGUUUUGAAAUCAAUGAUCAGACAGGAAAUGCCCUGACUCAGAAAGAGAUGACCACUUUGCACUAUGACAGAAUCACUUCUCUGCAGAGGGCAGCCUUUGCUCAUUUCCCAGAGUUGCACGACUUUGCCUUAGCCAAUGUCGCAGCAGUAGACACCCGAGAAUCCUUGACCAAACAGUUUGGGCAUCUAAGUCCCAAUAUGCUCCACAAGGUGGCCUCAUAUCUAUGCCUGCUGCCUGAACUGCCUGAAGGGCAAGACACCACUAUUGAGAAAGAGGUUCUUCUUGAAUUGCUGGUGUCUCGUCAUGAGCGCAGAAUCUCUCAGAUUGAGCAACUUAACCAGAUGCCCCUUUAUCCAACGGAGAAGAUAAUCUGGGAUGAGAACAUUGUGCCAACAGAGUAUUACUCAGGGGAAGGCUGUCUGGCUCUACCAAAGCUAAAUCUCCAAUUCCUGACCCUUCAUGACUACCUGUUGAGGAACUUUAACCUCUUUCGUCUAGAGUCCACCUAUGAGAUCAGGCAGGACAUAGAAGAUGUGAUUUGGCGCAUGAAACCAUGGCAGUCAGAGUAUGGUGGAGUGGUGUUUGGAGGCUGGGCGAGGAUGGCUCAGCCAAUCACCUCUUUUUCCAUAGUUGAGGUUGCCAAGCCCAACAUCGGAGAGAGCUGGCCUGCUCGUGUUCGAGCUGAUGUCACUAUUAACCUCAAUGUACAAGAUCAUAUCAAGCAUGAGUGGGAAGGUCUGCGGAAACAUGAUGUUUGCUUUCUGAUCACGGUGCGCCCUAUGCUGCUCUACGGCACACGUUUUGACCGGCGUCAGUCAUUUGUGGACCAGACUGGCCUUGCGUAUGUGAGAGGCUGUGAGGUGCAGGGUAUGCUGGAUGACAAGGGGCGUGUCAUUGAGGAAGGUCCUGAACCAAAGCCUAAGCUGCAUGGAGAUGUCAGAACAUUCCGAGUAUGGCUAGACCCGAACCAGUACCAGCAGGACAUGACCAACAGUAUUCAGAGUGGCACUGAAGACCCAUAUGAGACCUUCAACAUCAUCAUGAGACGCAAACCUAAGGAAAAUAAUUUCAAGGCUGUGCUGGAGACCAUCAGACAUCUGAUGAACACAGAAUGUGUCGUCCCAGACUGGCUUCAUGACAUCAUCCUAGGUUAUGGUGACCCAGGCAGUGCGCACUACUCAAAAAUGCCCAAUCAGAUCUCGACAUUGGACUUCAACGACACCUUUUUGUCACUGGACCACUUGCGUUCAUGUUUCCCUGGUUACAUCAUAAAGGUCGCUGAGGAGAACCCUGAACUUCAAGUUCCCCCAUUCAGAAUCACAUUUCCCACCUCAAACACAGCAGACAAAGGGAAAAAAAGAAAGGCUGAUGAAGAAGAGGAAGACAAGACCUUGAGUGUUGAACCCUAUGUCACCCCCAACCGAGGGCCAUAUCCCUACAAUCAGCCCAAACGGAAUACAAUUCAAUUCACUUCUACUCAAAUUGAAGCCAUUCGAGCUGGGAUGCAACCAGGACUAACCAUGGUUGUGGGACCACCAGGUACUGGAAAGACAGACGUUGCUGUUCAGAUCAUCUCAAACCUGUAUCAUAACUUUCCUGAGCAGAGGACCCUCAUAGUCACACACUCAAACCAGGCUUUGAACCAGCUCUUUGAAAAGAUUAUGGCUCUAGACAUUGACGAACGCCACCUUCUGCGUCUGGGCCAUGGAGAGGAAGAGCUGGAGACUGAGAAAGACUUCAGCAGAUACGGCAGGGUAAACUACGUCCUAGCCAGAAGACUGGAGCUCCUUCGAGAGGUUGGAAGGUUACAGGAGAGCUUGGAUGUCCCAGGAGAUGUUUCUUAUACCUGUGAGACUGCUGGACAUUUCUACCUUUACCAGGUGAUAUCCCGCUGGGAACAGUACAUGAGCAAAGUAAAGCCUAAACAGGGCAAGAAAGUGGAGGUGGAGACUGUUGCUGCACACUUUCCCUUCCACAAAUACUUUUCCAACGCUCCUCAGCCUGUGUUCAAAGGUCGGUCAUAUGAGGAGGACAUGGACAUCGCAGAGGGCUGCUAUCGCCACAUCAAGAAAAUAUUUACCCAGCUAGAGGAGUUCAGAGCCUUUGAGCUGCUGAGAAGUGGACUGGACCGCUCCAAGUAUCUGUUGGUGAAAGAAGCCAAAAUCAUUGCCAUGACCUGCACACAUGCUGCACUCAAACGUCACGACCUGGUGGAGCUAGGAUUUAAGUAUGACAACAUCCUGAUGGAAGAAGCUGCACAGAUUCUGGAAAUCGAGACCUUCAUCCCUCUAUUGUUACAGAACCCAGAGGAUGGCUACAGCAGGCUAAAGCGUUGGAUCAUGAUUGGCGACCACCACCAGUUGCCCCCAGUCAUCAAGAACAUGGCCUUCCAGAAGUACUCCAACAUGGAGCAGUCUCUCUUCACCCGAUUUGUCCGCCUGGGAGUGCCCACAAUAGACUUGGAUGCACAGGGCCGUGCACGUGCAAGCCUGUGCAACUUGUACAACUGGCGCUACAAACACCUGGGGAACCUGCCUCAUGUUCAGCAACUUCCUGAGUUUCAGGUACCCAACCCUGGCCUGACCUUUGACUUCCAGCUUAUUAAUGUGGAGGACUUCAAUGGGGUGGGAGAAUCUGAGCCCAACCCUUACUUUUAUCAGAACCUGGCAGAGGCAGAGUAUUCUGUGGCUCUAUACAUGUACAUGCGUCUGUUGGGCUACCCUUCUGACCGCAUCAGCAUCCUCACCACCUACAAUGGACAAAAACACCUGAUCAGAGAUGUCAUCAACCAGCGCUGUGCUGGAAAUCCAUUCUUUGGUCAGCCCCACAAGGUUACGACAGUGGACAGGUUCCAGGGUCAGCAGAACGACUACAUCAUCCUCUCCCUGGUCCGCACCAAAGCUGUGGGACACCUAAGGGAUGUGAGGCGUCUGGUGGUAGCCAUGUCAAGAGCCAGACUGGGCCUGUACAUCUUUGCCCGAGUGUCACUGUUUCAGAACUGCUUUGAAUUGACUCCUGCCUUCAACCAGCUCACUGCCAGACCACUGCAGCUACACAUUAGACCACAUGAGUACUACAACCAGGAACAGCCUCGAGAUGCUUCUGGACAGCCCGACCAAAUCGUGAAGAAUAUGCCAGAAAUGGCCAACCUGGUGUAUAAUAUGUACAUGCACAUGAUCCAGACCUCCCAGCUGUAUAGACAGCAGCAACAGCAAGAACUGGCUCUGCCUCCACCACAGACCCAAAAAGAUGCUGGUGCUUUGCCGACCACAGCUACAUCUGAGGAACCACAGGAGGAAACCCCCAUGGAGCAGGAAAACCCAGAAGGAAUGGCGAGCACAGAGACAAACUCAGAGGACACCAGUGAGAAGGAAGGAAACCAGGAUACAGAAGGCCAUGCUAAGAUGCCAGAGCAUCCUGGUAGAGACAGCGACAGUGAUGGAGAGGAGAGCGCAGAUGAGCAAUAACAGUAGAACAUCCUGAUAUGGAACUACUAUAGAGGGACCAAAUAGAUCCCCUAAAGAAAAAUGUAGUGCUUAGUCAGCAAUUUUAAAUUUGUUUUGUACUGGAAAGAGAUCCUUGUGAUGUUUCAUUAUCUUUUUCUAAAACAUUUGAUUUUCAUUACUAUCAGUACUUUAUUAAA
Messenger RNA from Archocentrus centrarchus (flier cichlid), 4700 nucleotides. RefSeq names its product aquarius intron-binding spliceosomal factor (gene aqr). Gene Ontology annotation, cellular component: catalytic step 2 spliceosome. Gene Ontology annotation, biological process: mRNA splicing, via spliceosome. The record is from RefSeq and is a predicted model, not a curated record. NCBI's taxonomy places the organism in Eukaryota, Metazoa, Chordata, Actinopteri, Cichliformes, Cichlidae. The transcript is spliced from 36 exons. The coding region runs from base 121 to 4524 and encodes 1467 amino acids. Gene Ontology annotation, molecular function: helicase activity; mRNA binding.